This is a messenger RNA of Linepithema humile (Argentine ant), 1784 nucleotides long. The record is from RefSeq and is a predicted model, not a curated record. Lineage: Eukaryota; Metazoa; Arthropoda; Insecta; Hymenoptera; Formicidae.
UAUUACUCGGCAUUAGAUGUGACCGCGUGUUUUGAUAAUUGUUAGCUCUGUAGCCGACGUACAAAUAUUUACAUUCAAAUGAAAAAUUAUGUGUCCUCUUUCGUUCUCUUUUAUACUUUUCGACAGAAAGGUUCUUGUAUCAGUUACACGCGUCCAGUGACUUCAAACGGACACAAUGCCACUAAGUAAUAUAACUAAAAAGAAUGUGCGGGAAUAUUAUACAUUACUGUCGAAUUUUGAAGCACAGUGUAACUUUUGUGAAAAAAAAUAUACUUAUAUAACAAUUAACACCUUAAAACACCAUAUACAUAGUCAGCAUAGAGAAAUUGAGAAAUACGAAGAAGAAAGAAAACGAAAAAAAUGGCCAUGGAUGUAUUUCAAGUACCUAAACGAAUCAUAUUCGCAGUGUAUUAUCUGUGAUGCAAACGUUCUGUCUAUAUCUGUGGAAUCCAAAUCUGUGGAAAAGCAUUUAACAGAUUUUCAUUCUGAAGAAGAACAAGAGAAUCAUACACAAAAAAGUUGGCUAGAAAAAUAUUUUGCGAAAAGUGAUGAUUUUUCUAUGAAGUGUAAUAAAUGUCACAAAGAAUUAUCGGUUGCUAUUCAAAAAAUUAAUUUAACUGAACAUAUAAAAAAUUCACAUCCAAACAAAUUAAAAAAUACACAAGAAACAUACGACACAGUUAGUCCGUCAAAACGCAUCUCGUCACUUGAAACGGACACGUCUAUGUCACUAAAUAUGGCAACUAAACAGUAUCUGGGGCAAUAUUAUGUGAAACUAUCGAAUUUUAAAGCGCAGUGCAUAUUUUGCAAAAAUGAAUACAAAUACUUACAAUAUAAUAACUUUGAAAAUCAUAUAGCAGCACGUCAUGAAGAAAUUUCGAAAUACGAAUACGAGAGAAAACGAAAAAAAUGGCCCUGGAUGUAUUUCACAUAUCUAAACAAAUUAUGUUCAAAAUGUAUUAUCUGUAAUGCGAGACUUCUUUCUACAUCUACGGAAAGGCAUUUAAAAGAGCAUACUAAACAAGAACAAAAGAAUCAUAAACUUAGAAGCUGGAUACGGAAAUAUAGUACACUAAAAGAUGAUUUUGUUAUGGAGUGUAAUAUUUGCCACGAUAACAUAACUCUUACUGUUAGCAGUAAGCUAAAUUAUCAUAUAAAUAAUAAUCAUUCGGACAAAUUGAAAAAUAUGCAAAGAACAUACGACACAGUGGAUUCGUCAGAAAGUGUUUCGUCACUUGAAAAAAACACAAUGUCACUAAAAGAUUGUUAACGAAAUGUCCGCUUUAUAAUCUUUACAUAUACAAAAAUGCACCAAAAAAUGAUUAAUCGCGAAUAAAAAUACCAAAGACAGAUAUUAUCAAGAUUAUAUUUUAACUCACUGACGUGAAUGCACCAUUUAUGAUGAGAACGAUUUAUUCUUAUCUAAAAGUUUAGAAGGUCACUUGCACUCGCACUUCUAAGGAUCAAUUAAAGAAAUAUACAUUUCAGAGUUGGCUAUGGAAAUACAUGUACCAAAAGUGAUGAUUUUGAAGUAUAGCGUAAUAAUUGUCACAGAAAUAUAUCUGUUAAAGAAAAUUCAUUUCAAUCACUACAUAAAGACGAACACCAUUUGGCUAACCAACUAAAUUGAAUAAAAGUAAUAGCAAUUUUUCCAGAAGCUAACAAUGAGAAUGAUGGUAACGGCAUCUAAGUAGGAUCGCAACCAGCAAUAAUAAUAAUCCUGAUUCUGACGAUUUUAUUUAAUUAAAAGAAAUGCAAGAAAAGUGCCAUAUAUAGCUCUGACG